This is a messenger RNA of Zingiber officinale, 1105 nucleotides long. RefSeq lists its product as uncharacterized. The record is from RefSeq and is a predicted model, not a curated record. Bases 137 to 799 code for a protein of 220 amino acids. The transcript is spliced from 2 exons. NCBI's taxonomy places the organism in Eukaryota, Viridiplantae, Streptophyta, Magnoliopsida, Zingiberales, Zingiberaceae.
CACCUCUCUCCUCCCGACGUCCCUUGUAGCCCUCUCUCGACCCACCCUCCUUCCUCCUCCACUCAAACCAUGCCACAAACUUAACGAGCUUCUUUUGUUCUUCCAAAGCGAUUAAUCGAGAGGAAAGAUCGAUCGGAUGGGGAACAGUUUGGGCGGGAAGAGAAAGAAGAUAGCCAAGGUGAUGAAGGUGGACGGCACCACCCUGCGGCUGAAGCCGCCGGCGCAGGCCGCCUCCGUGCUGCGCGACCACCCGGGCUACACCCUGCUCGACGCCGAGGAGGUCAAGCGCCUCGGCGUCCACGCGCAGGCGCUUGAACCGGAGGCGCAGCUACUGCCCGGGAGCCUCUACUUCCUCGCGGAGCUGCCCCGGGCGCCGAGCCACCGCUCGGCGCGGCGCGCCUGGUCGGGCGCUCUCCAUGUCGGCGCCAAGGAGCGGCUCGAGAGCCUCCGCCUCUCCCGCCGCACCAUGUCGGACCUCUCAGUUCCCGCCGCCGGCUCCGGCCUCCAGUCGCCGAUCGCCGCGGCGGAGGAGACCAAGGACGGCGGGCUCCGGUUGAAGAUGAAGCUUCCGAAGGCGCAGGUGGAGAGGCUGAUGCAGGAGAGCAAAGACCCCGCGGAGGCCGCCCGGAGGAUCAUGGAGCUCUGCGCCGCCAGAGAAAGCGCUGCCACGACGCCCUCGUCAGCCAUGUCCUCGCCGGAGCCGCCGACCCCGACGCUGCGCACCUCGCGCACCCCGAGCACUCCACGCACGGAGAAGAGAACGAGGUUCGUGGCGUUGCCGGAUGAGAUCAUCGCAUGAUAAUGAAUUGCUCUGAAGAUUAUUACACUUCAAUUAGCGGAGAAUGAUUAGGUGGUUAGGGUGCUUGUAAAAUGAAUUAAAUGAAGAGAUUAAUUAAAAAGGAUAUCUCCGUGGAGGUGGAGCAUGAGAAGCUGCAUGCCUCGAUCGGGCGCUUCCGAUUCCCCCCACGAGAAUCUACAAAUCUAGUUAGUGAAUGUGCUUGGCAUUGUUUGUUUGAUUUAAUGUUUCUUUAUAUAUAUAUAUGUGGUAAUUGGUUUCAUGUUUAAAAUAUAUGUUUUAAAAAUAUAUAUAUUCAACUCGUUCACA